AUGAGCAGUGAGUUUACUUUCAGCAUUGCUGGUGACCGCCCACAGUUCGACGAGGGAUUUACAAACGAUUACUUAGCAAUGAAAUCAGAAAAAGAGCCAAAGUAUAAACAACAAAGAACUCCAUAUUCUCAAAGCCCAAAGAAAUACAAUAAAAACGAUAAUUUCAAGGUAUAUAGAACAACAUCAGGUCAAAUUAAUGACAAUUCUACUCAUAAAUUUGACGAAUAUACAAAUCAUAAAUCUCAAAAACCUUAUAACAAGUCAUACUAUCAUAACGAUAAUAAUGGAAUUGCAAGGCAGCAUUCAACUGACUUCACUCCUAGAUUAGGAAAAAAGAGUCAGCCAAAUCCUGCACUUAAGCAGCCUGACCCACCAAUUGUACCUCCAAGAUCAACACCAGAGAAUACUAAUGAUGGUUCUGCAAUUCGUUCAUUUAAUCCUCGGCCAUUAAAUCAACAGUCUGAACAUGCACCUCAAACACAGACUGAAAUCCCACAAACAUCUCCAAAGCGCGAGGAUACAAAGCAGAACAAGUCUCAAUUGGAAUUUCCAAAAGAAAGUGGUCAGCAAUAUUCUCCAAAUAAGAACUUCUCUCCAAAACCGAAAGCCCUUAGUACACCAAAAGAUAAAAAGCUAUCGAAGUCAAACCAAACAAAAUCUUCAACUGGAGCUUUGGAUAAUCUCUUUCAAUGA
This is a messenger RNA of Trichomonas vaginalis G3, 693 nucleotides long. RefSeq lists its product as uncharacterized. The transcript has a single exon. Lineage: Eukaryota; Parabasalia; Trichomonadida; Trichomonadidae. The coding region runs from base 1 to 693 and encodes 230 amino acids. The record is from RefSeq and is a predicted model, not a curated record.